AUGCCAUAUUACCCCAGUAACUCAGGCUCGCAAUCAAGCGCACCAUCUCCUUUCGGCGAUGAUAGCGAUGGACUCACUCAUGACCAAGUCACUGGGCCUGGACAAAAAUCUACGUACUCUUAUGAUAAUCUCAAUCGAACGACAAUCCACAGACCUUCCUUCCAAUCCACUCACAUGACCAAUACAAAUUCUGGUAUGACUAAAUUUGUUCGACCUGAAACUAGUUCGGUUCAACAAACAUUUUACAAGGCCUUCUCACCUCCAAUGACAGGUGACCACUCAUCGAAUCUCCCUUAUAACUCGAGAUUCAUGGGUUCCAGAAGAACUGAGGUCAACAAAUCUGAGUUAUUCAUUCCGCAUGUCGACGGUUUUCAACUUGGUGAACCUGACCCUUUUUGGAACAAGACUUCUCAUGCCCUAUUGAAAUUGACUCCGAAAUCAAGUGAGAACCUAAUCCUUUCCCAAUCCCACCGGGGUGAGAACUUGUCCGAACCGCCCAAUCGUACACAUAAUAGGUAUGAUUUUGCUCAAAAUCCCUAUCCCAGUACCGCUGCGUCUCAGCCUCUUUCUUCCACUUUCCCACAUCAAGCGAGCAAUACUUCAUAUCAAUCAAGCAAAGUCGCGCCUCCAUCUCAGCCUGAUUCUUCCACUUUUCAUCCUAUAUUGAGCAAUAUUUGUUAUCAAUCAAGUAGUCUUCCUCCUAGACUGAGAGAUCUACGUACUUCCACUGGAAAAUUACCUACAGGGUUUCUUUUCACCAAUUCUCGCACUGGAGGUAAACUGUUUAGGGGCGGCGCGAAUGUAGCUUCUAUCGACGCCAAACUGAACCCGGACUGGACAUUCGACUCCCAAAGAGAAGCCAAGGAAGCUUCGAAGCGAAUCAAGACUUUUGAACAUGUCUAUGGAUAUCGAUUUAAUGAAAACGUGUAUUCACAUUCUGAAGGUGGUGAAGGAUCAGUCUCAAAUGAUGAAAGAGCUUUUAAAGAAACCGCGAGUGAUAUUUACGAUAAGAACAUGUAUAGGGAUUAUGAUAAUUAUGAUGACAUAGUCCCUGUACAUUGUACAGAAUAUUCGCAAUUCAAGGAAUAUCAGAUAUCAACUAUGCCAGCUAGUAAAUCUUGGUUUGAUUUGAAUGACCGAAAAGCAAAGAAAGCAGCCGAGUCAAUCACGGGUCCAUACAGAAGUAAAUCCGAGAUAAUGCAAGAUGCGACUGAGAUUAAACGAGCCGAAGCUAGAUAUUGGAGUCGACAGUGA
Molecule: messenger RNA, 1254 nt
Organism: Kwoniella shivajii
Lineage: Eukaryota; Fungi; Basidiomycota; Tremellomycetes; Tremellales; Cryptococcaceae
Exons: 2
Coding region: 1-1254 (417 amino acids)
Source: RefSeq, a predicted model, not a curated record